Apiotrichum porosum is the source of this 531-nucleotide messenger RNA. RefSeq lists its product as uncharacterized. The transcript is spliced from 3 exons. Lineage: Eukaryota; Fungi; Basidiomycota; Tremellomycetes; Trichosporonales; Trichosporonaceae. Bases 1 to 531 code for a protein of 176 amino acids. The record is from RefSeq and is a predicted model, not a curated record.
AUGCCGAGCCGCCGCCGUGAAACCCCUGCCUUCUCCCCACAGCCCCAGGCACCACCCACCACCCAGGUCGAUCCCUUGCAUGGCCGUGGUACAACCUCGCACACCCAGUACUGCGCCGGCCCGUAUCCCCCGUAUCGGCCCCCGUAUGGACCCCCAUGGGUGGCCAGGAUGCUGGCCGGUGGCUCCAUGGCAGCCUUCACUCUUGUUUUGAGCAAACAGCCCCAACGACCGGUCUCUCGCGCUCCGGACUGGGAGACUUGCGGACACUACCACGCCGCCAAGACCGUUCUAAGACGGGGUACAUGGGUCGAGAUCUGUUCCUUGGCACAGCGACCAUCCUCCACACGAGCAAAACCCAACCCCCCGCCCCGUCUCCCGUCCCCACCCAUGAACGGCCGGCGUGUCGUGUCGGCCAAGUCGGUGGCCGAUAAGGCGAGGAACAGGGACGAGAAGCGGCGGACUGGGCGGAUGCCUGGGGAGGCGCCACCGUUGCGUUUGUACCCACGCCCAAACGCGACCGGCGGUGACUAG